AUGGUAGAUGCACAGAGCAAGAAGAAGCAGGACGAGUACAAAAGAAAGGGCGAGGUAGCGAGGAGAAAGACAGUUUCCGCCCAAGCCUCAGCGCCGCAGUACGAACUGAUCAAGGAGCCUACAACGAUGCCUCGCAAACGCAAGGCUUCAAUCAUUGACGACUUGACAACUACACCUGCACCUCCUCCUCGCUUUAGACGUCUUCUUCCGGGUUCACCCAAACCAAAGCAUGGGCAGCAACAGAGCUUCACAAGCAGCCCAGUGGUAAACCACCACCCGACUCCUCAUCUACCGGGCCCCAUGUACUACAUCGAUCCGCGGCAGUAUCACCCACCACCGUAUAUUUCUCCCUACCCACAGUAUCAAGAACCGGUUCAUGCGCGACCCUUAGUUUACAUGCCUCAACAUCAACCGCAUACGCCCGCAGCACCUCCACCACCGCCUCCCAAGAUUGUCCACCCUGAGACUAUACCCCAAGAUAUCACAAGCACCUACGACGAGUACAGGUGGCCGGUCGUUCUAUAUGAGCUUGAACCUGGACAUGGCUUCGAUUUUGCCGAGUCCUUCUUACAAGAUCAGUUUGAGAAAGGAAUCUACCACUCAGACAGGGACAGAUGGGACGCGCAUAUUACGGCAGGCUUCAUCAAGAAUGGAAACAGAAUGUCGCUUCUAGUUUUACACAACGCUGCGAACCCGUUCCAGUAUGACCCACCGGCCACAACGACUACCAGCAUCGGCGUAUAUGGAAUGUUUGCUCAUGAGCAUAACGAGAUCCAUUGGACGACUGUUGCGCCAUCUGUUCACAAAUGGCUCCGCUUAUCCAUGGAAGCGGAUCUUCUCACGGUCAAACAGAAGUGGUUUCCCAACAUGAAGGCUUCUGACAAGCGGUUCCAUCGCGCGUAUUGGUUGGCUGCCAAUAAACUGCCGCUCAACCGCAUACUGAACCAUAACGUGGCACCCGAGGAGCCGUACGGAGUGUUUGAAGACAACGAGAAGAAUAACUUUGUGAUUACGGAAGAGGACCUGCAGUACGGGUGGGAUGGAGUGAGUGUAUCGGUGGAGAAAUCGGAGAAGAUCUGGCAGUGUAUUGUCGACGAGCUGGAGGGAGUGGACCUGGCGGACGUCGAGCAUGUGUCUAUAGGAGGAUCAGAGAGGGCGUUUACGGCGGACUGGUUUAGCAAGUGA
This is a messenger RNA of Alternaria viburni, 1185 nucleotides long. RefSeq lists its product as uncharacterized. Lineage: Eukaryota; Fungi; Ascomycota; Dothideomycetes; Pleosporales; Pleosporaceae. Bases 1 to 1185 code for a protein of 394 amino acids. The record is from RefSeq and is a predicted model, not a curated record. The transcript has a single exon.